Neocloeon triangulifer is the source of this 2281-nucleotide messenger RNA. RefSeq names its product SRSF protein kinase 3-like. The coding region runs from base 791 to 2077 and encodes 428 amino acids. Lineage: Eukaryota; Metazoa; Arthropoda; Insecta; Ephemeroptera; Baetidae. Gene Ontology annotation, molecular function: ATP binding; protein kinase activity. The transcript has 5 exons. The record is from RefSeq and is a predicted model, not a curated record. Gene Ontology annotation, biological process: protein phosphorylation; regulation of mRNA processing; spliceosomal complex assembly.
UCAUAUUUUCACCGUCGAGUGAGCUUUGAGAGCAGCAAAAGCAGUCAUUCGGUCUAAUUCAAUUUAGAAUUUACUUAGUUGACACAUAGCUAGCCUUCAAUGUAAUUUUAAUUUAUGCUAUUAUUUUACAAAAUUUGUAAAGGAGGUUUUUGAAAAAUAAUCGAAAGUAAAAUAGGCAAUGCUAAGCUCAUUAAAUAACAUAUGAGAAAAUAACUAUUGCUUUUCAAUAAAAUAAAUGAUUUUGCGAUUUUCAAAUAACGCCAGCUAAUAUUUUUGCUUACCAUUUUAACAAUCAAAAUUUAAGUUUUAAGACAAAUAUAAGUACAUUGCUCAAUUUAAUGUUUUUUUUUUUAAUGAAUAUCAAAAACAGUUAGAUUUCCGGUAGUCGUCUUGACAAAUAAUGUCCUCUCAAAUGACUCAUAUUAAACUCGAGUUUAUUGUGCUCGAGUAGAUUUAUUACAUAAAAAUAUUCCGGUCUAUUGGAAUGGCAGACAAGGCGCAAAAUCGCACGGCGGGCGCACUUGUAGACAGACACCUGCUCGCCACGCUUUUGUGCACAUCCGAACGGUUUCACAUGCACACGAGUCGUAUAUUUAAUACAAUAAAAAAGCACGAGAUGUGCGAGUGCGUAGCUGGCUGAGUCUUUCUGCGGCACCCGUACAAGUGCUGCAGGAGUGAAAGAAAAAGAAAGACGAGAUCCGCUUUGGGCAGGAUUCGCGGCCAGUGGGCACCGCGGUGCGCUUCGGUCCGCACACAGCCUAGACACUGUAGUGGAAAAAACUGCGACACUAUGAGUUCCAAGGAGGAGGACGACGAGCAGGAGGACUCCUUCGACUAUUGUCCGGGCGGUUACCACCCUCUCGCUCUGGGCGAGUGGCUCAACCAGGGGCGGUACUUUUGUACGAGGAAACUCGGCUGGGGGCAAUUUUCCACGGUGUGGUUGGCGUGGGACACUUUGGAGAAAAGAUUUGUUGCCAUCAAGGUUGUAAAAAGUUCUCAGCAAUACACAGAUGUGGCCAAAGAUGAAAUAAGACUUCUUUUAGACGUCCGAAGGCGUUACACUCAAGAAGGAAUACUCGGAGCUGAAAGGGUGGUUCAACUGCUCGACAACUUUCAAGUUUCGGGGCCAAAUGGAAUCCACCAGUGCAUGGUUUUUGACGUGCUGGGGGUCAAUCUCCUGAAACUGGUCGCCGAGUCAGACUACAAAGGCAUUCCUCUAAUUCAAGUAAAACAAAUUACCAGACAAGUGCUGGAGGGUUUGCAUUACCUCCACAAUGCAUGCGGCGUCAUCCACUGUGAUAUCAAGCCAGAGAAUAUUUUGCUGGCCACCACUCAGGACCAAGUGCGACGACUGGCGGCCGAGGCCUUUGACCUGGUUGAGGCAGGGCAGCCCUUGCCGCCUUCAUUUGUGUGCUCUAGUACCCUGACGACGCAGAGGCAACGUCGACGCUCUCUCUGUUUUUGGGACAAAAUUAGGCACAACAUUAUUGGACCAGAGGACGUCGGUCUUCCUGCCAACUUGAAAGAUGACGCCGACAUGAGAAGGCAGCUUUUGAUGGCCGCCGACCCUUUGGGCCCUUCAAGUGUUGUACUUGCAGAUUUGGGCAACGCCUGCUACAUCGACAAUCAUUUUUCUGACGAAAUCCAAACGCGGCAAUACCGUUGUUUUGAGGUUUUAAUUGGCGCCGAGUACGGCCCGGCUGCUGACAUCUGGAGCGUGGCCUGUGUGGCCUACGAGUUGGCCACCGGCCGUUUCCUCUUCUCAGGGAAAGCUGACGAGAAUGGCUCGGCCACUGACAAUCACAUUGCUUCGAUCGAAGCCCUUUUGGGUCCGGCGCCAAAGCACAUUGCCCUAGCAGGGCAUCUCUCGAAAAGGACGUACAUGUCGAACGGACUACUACGACCUGAUUUGAAACAAACUAGUGCUAAAAUCGAGGAUUUGUUGAUGAAAGAGGCAGGGAUGGAUGCCACAGAAGCGGGCAAAUUUUCCGACUUUUUAAAAUAUUUACUUCAUCUGGACUGGACAAAGAGGCCAACAGCUUACGAAGCUCUCCAGCACCCUUGGCUGAAAAACUGAAAAUAGUUUUUUAAUUAUCAAAUAAUUAUCAUAAAAUAUAUCAGUUUGUAAUCAUAAAAAUUGAUAAAUUUUAGUUCUAAUGGAUAAAAUUUGUAAAAAUUAAUUCAUCAUGGAUUUAAAUUACCCAUAUAAUAUGACAAUUUUUUAUUGUUAUACUUGUUGAAAAUAAAUAAUAUUGAUAAAAUUGAAAAAUUUAUUUAUUUA